AUGGUCUUGUUACUCCUGCCUCUUCUUCUCAAUUUGCUGUCCCUUGCAGUGUCCGCUUCUGUCGUGAAGGUUCACAGGAUGUGCCAUGUUGUCCCUGUUGGGAAAGGCGGAGAUGACGGUCCCAGUAUCCUGUCUGCUUUCAACCAGUGUGGUCAGAACGGCAAGAUCGUUCUGGACCAGUACUACAGUGUCAACACGGUGUUAAACACGACGGGGCUGAACAAUGUCCACAUCGAGUUGAGCGGUGUUCUCCAGGAUACUCCGGACAUCGCGUACUGGAGCCCGAACUCCAUUUUCCUCACCUACCAGAACGCGGAACAACAUUACUCUUGGACAACGCUAUUACUGAUCAUUUCUUCGUCGCUUAUGCUCCGUUUUCCCCAGUAUGGCGGAGGAACAAUCGACGGCAAUGGCCAAGUCUGGUAUGACGGGCUUACUACCGGUGGUUCAACCGGAGUAGCGGGUGGAUCUUCCACAACUUUCGCUCGCCCAGUUCCUUUGACUGUAUUCAAUUCCAAGAAUGUGCUCAUCACGAAUAUCACGUACCUCAAUUCGCCAUUCUGGAAUAAUUUCGUCUACCAGUCUCAGUAUGUGGAAUACUCAUGGAUCACCAUGUCGAGCCAUUCAUACUCUAAGAACUUCGCCUCCAAUACUGACGGAUGGGACAUCUAUCGCUCUGAUCAUAUCACUAUUCAUGACUGUGAGAUCAAUAACGGUGAUGACUGCGUCUCUUUCAAACCAAAUACUACCAAUGCAUGGGUAUACAACAUGGUCUGCAACGGCAGUCAUGGUAUUUCGGUCGGCUCUUUGGGACAGUACGCUGGUGAAACCGAUAUUGUUGCAAAUGUCCUUGUAAACAAUAUCACCAUGUUAAACGCACAGAACGGAGCUCGUAUUAAAGUUUUCGGGGGAAAUCCCAGCCCAAACAGCAUGGCAGGGGGUGGCACUGGUUAUGUCAAGAACAUCACCUAUUCUAACUUCUAUGUGAACAACACCGACUUUCCUAUCACUACUAACCAAUGUUACUCGACACCGGCGGCAACUUGCGAGGCUUACCCAUCCAAGCUCACGAUUUCAGAUGUGCACUACAUCAACGUGACGGGUAUGUCCAGUGGUGCGGAAAACGCGACUGUGGUUACACUUGAAUGCUCCGAGCCUUGUACGGACUUCACAGCCACUGGAACUCAUCUCGUCCCGCCGGCCAAGUUCGGAUCCCCAGUCUAUCUUUGUGCGAACAUCACAAACACUGGUGCUCUCGACUUCUCUUGCACUGCUCCUUGA
Molecule: messenger RNA, 1281 nt
Organism: Dacryopinax primogenitus
Lineage: Eukaryota; Fungi; Basidiomycota; Dacrymycetes; Dacrymycetales; Dacrymycetaceae
Exons: 12
Coding region: 1-1281 (426 amino acids)
Biological process (GO): carbohydrate metabolic process
Molecular function (GO): polygalacturonase activity
Source: RefSeq, a predicted model, not a curated record